Glycine soja is the source of this 1627-nucleotide messenger RNA. Its product is annotated as ribosomal RNA small subunit methyltransferase H-like. The record is from RefSeq and is a predicted model, not a curated record. Gene Ontology annotation, biological process: rRNA base methylation. Gene Ontology annotation, molecular function: rRNA (cytosine-N4-)-methyltransferase activity. Bases 122 to 1378 code for a protein of 418 amino acids. NCBI's taxonomy places the organism in Eukaryota, Viridiplantae, Streptophyta, Magnoliopsida, Fabales, Fabaceae. The transcript has 5 exons.
CACCGUCGUUACUCAUGGAGUUUUUUAGGUUUGAAGCAAGCAAGUUCCGCAAUGAGUGAACCCAGAUAGAGAGAUAGAUAGUGGCGCAAUCCGGGUUUGGUUUGUCCCCAAAUAACAGAAAAUGACGAUGCUUUCCAAGAUAUCAUCAUCACUGUUACUAUCACUAUCCUCCAAACCCAAACCCAAACCCAUUUGCAACCCCUUUCUGCUUUCUCGUUCAGCCGCCACAAAACAUCAGAAGAAUAAAAAGGAGAACGCAAAAGCAGCGUUGGCGAAGGAGAAGCGCAGAACCCGUUCCGAUAAGCAGUUCAACAGAGACGCAAUAAUCGAGCGUUGCAGAAUAAACGACAUUGACACCGACACCAAGUUCUCUCACGUUCCCGUUAUGCUGGGCGAGGUCUUGGACGUCUUUUCCAACUCCACACUAACCUCCUUCGUCGAUUGCACUCUGGGCGCCGCGGGUCACUCCACCGCCGUUAUUAGGGGCCAUCCAGAGUUGAAGUAUUUGGUGGGGAUGGACGUGGACUCUCUAGCACACGACAUCGCCCAGCCUCGUCUUGAUGCCGUUUUGAACGCUGGUGUCAAAGCGAUUACCGUUUUGAGGAAUUUUAGAGACGUCAAGUCUGUGCUUAGAGAAAUCGCUGAGCUACACUUGUUGGGGGUUGACGCCAUCUUAAUGGACUUGGGAAUGUCAUCUAUGCAGGUGGACGAUCCUGCGAGAGGAUUCAGUGUGCUUGGUGAUGGACCCCUUGAUAUGCGGAUGGAUCCUCAGGCAAGUCUUAAAGCAGAAGACAUAUUAAAUUCCUGGCCAGAUUCUGAAGUGGGCCGUAUCCUAAGAGAGUAUGGGGAAGAAAGUAAUUGGAGAACUCUGCAAAAGAAAAUUGUCAAUGCCCGAUUAUAUGGCGGAUUGCAUUCGACCAGUGACUUACUAGAUCUUAUUCGGCGUGUGACUCCUCCAAUGAAAGGUGGAAGGCAAGGUUGGAUAAAGACGGCAACCCGGGUGUUUCAAGCUCUGAGAAUCGCUGUUAAUGAUGAAUUGAAGACACUUGAGGAUUCUCUCUAUUCUUGUUUUGAUUGCCUUGCACCUGGGGGUAGGCUUGCUGUCAUAUCUUUUCAUAGUCUAGAGGACAGAAUUGUGAAACAGACAUUUCUUAACAUAAUCAAAGGGAGGGAAGAUGUGGAAGAAAGGGAGAGCCUCAACAGUGUUUUGAGGAACACUAGUGAUGAAAUCAAAGAAAAAGAAGCAUGGAUAAAGCAAGUGAUAUAUGGAUCAAAUGGAACAAUUCUCACAAAAAGACCAAUCACGCCAUCAGGAGAAGAAGAAAAAUUGAACCGCCGAAGUAGAAGUGCAAAGCUCAGGGUUAUUCAGAAGCACUGAACAUGAUAAAACAUGACAAAUUGUUGUCUGGUGUAGAGUUUUUAGAAACAUCUGUAUUCAUAAACUUGUCUGUAACUUGGUUAAUCUUUAUAAAAAAAACAAGGUGUUCACAACUCGUUAAAAGAGAAAGGUCAAAAGGGACUUGUGCAUACGGUUGCAAAUUACUUGAUAUCUAUUUUAACUAGUGAUUUCUAGCAAAUUACCAUCUAAAGAUUUGAAUUUUAGUAAGUCAUCUGCUUAGGCUUUAAA